Molecule: messenger RNA, 3087 nt
Organism: Pleurotus ostreatus (oyster mushroom)
Lineage: Eukaryota; Fungi; Basidiomycota; Agaricomycetes; Agaricales; Pleurotaceae
Gene: VPS45
Product: vacuolar protein sorting-associated protein 45
Exons: 20
Coding region: 1-3087 (1028 amino acids)
Biological process (GO): vesicle-mediated transport; intracellular protein transport
Cellular component (GO): Golgi membrane
Source: RefSeq, a predicted model, not a curated record
AUGGACGUCCUCAAGGCUGUAGAGACCUACGUGACCAAGAUGGUCUCCACUCCGUCGGCAAUGAAGGUUCUGCUUCUUGAUACCCACACUACUCCCAUAGUGUCGUUGGCUUCCACCCAAUCAACCCUGCUCACACACCAAGUUUAUCUGACGGAUAGAAUUGACAACAGGAAGAGAGACCGCAUGCCUCAUAUGAAGUGUGUGUGCUUUCUUCAAUGCUCAGAGGAAAGUUUGGCCGCGUUGGAAUCGGAGCUCCGUGAGCCCAAGUAUGGGGAAUAUUUCCUGUACUUUAGCAAUGUCUUGAGCAAAACCGUGAUCGAACGGUUAGCUCAGGUGGAUGAAUAUGAAGUCGUAAAGGAAGUGCAGGAGUACUUUGCGGACUAUGCUCCGGUGCUGCCAUAUCUAUUCUCACUGAACCGCACCCCUUCAUUGACCUCCCCGCUAUACGGCUCGACACCCAACUCUUGGGACCCAAAAGCUUUAGACCGCACAGUGCACGGAAUUGGCGCAGUGCUGCUCAGCCUAAAGAAGAAGCCCAUUAUUCGCUAUGAGAAAUCAAGUGGUAUGGCCAGGAAGCUUGCCGUCGAAAUACAGCAUCGCCUGCAGUCAGAAGCCUCGCUCUAUGACUUUCGUCUGACCCAAGUUCCCCCAUUGUUGUUGAUACUGGACCGACGAAAUGACCCGGUUACCCCGCUUCUCUCCCCGUGGACGUAUCAAGCCAUGGUUCACGAACUCCUUGGCAUACACAAUGGCCGCGUUGAUCUUAGUUUGGUUCCAGAUAUAAGGUCUGAACUUUCCGAAAUCACUCUUACGCCGUCAACGGACCCAUUCUUCCAAGCUCAUUACCUGUCUACCUUCGGGGAUCUGGGAACGUCAUUAAAAGGAUAUGUGCAAUCGUACCAGUCACGCUCUUUGGCUCAAUCCCCGAACUCUAUUAAUUCCAUAUCGGACAUGAAACGUUUCAUUGAGGAGUACCCAGAAUUCAAGAAACUAGGCGGUAACGUCAGCAAGCACGUUGCUCUAGUGGGCGAGCUGAGUCGCCUCGUUGGGCGAGAUAAGCUUCUCGAAGUGGGUGAAAUUGAACAAGGUCUUGCCACUAGCGCUGGCGCCGAUCUCAAGGAAGUACAAGCUGUCAUCAGAGAUAAUGCCGUUCCAGCAUGGAACAAGCUUCGACUCGUUAUUCUAUAUGCUCUUCGGUAUCAAAAAACGCACACGACUAAUAUUGCCUCGUUAAUCAACCUCAUGCUUUCGAAUGGGGUCUCCCGCGACGAUGCAAAGCUAGUAUACGUCUUCAUGAACGUUGCUGGGGCUGAUCAACGGCAAGAUGAUUUGUUCUCGACAGAAUCUCUGCUUGCUAAGGGUCGUUCGGCUUUGAAAGGAUUGAAGGGCGUCGAAAAUGUAUACAUGCAGCACAGCCCGUAUCUUUCGCAGACAAUCGAGAAUCUCCUCAAAGGUAGAUUAAAGGAAACUAGCCAUCCAUUCCUGGAAUCGCCUGGCCCCAACGCCAGCCUGCAAAGACCACAGGACGUCAUUGUGUUCAUGAUUGGAGGCACGACGUUCACGGAAGCGCGUGCAAUAUCCCUGAUGAUCAACGAAAGUACCGGAGGCGCUGCUGCCGGCUCAACAGCUUACGCGACAAGAAUUCUGCUGGGCGGAACAUGUGUCCACAACUCAUCCUCAUACGUUGAAAUGAUUCGCUCUGCUGCAACCUCCUUCCCAGCUUCUGUUUACGAACCGCCUCCAGAAUCUGCUUCCAACAUGCCGUCUCUGAAUCUGAACUUGGGCGGUGUCAAUGUCAGCCUAGGUGGGCCUGCGGGAACAGGUGUGUACAGAACGAGUAGUGAUGCUAUUGGUGUUCAGACCGAGGGUAUUCGCGAUGGGGUCAUGAAUCUCUUAGGCAAAUUUCCUACGCCCUUCCAUUCCGAGGCUUCGUUGCCGAUUUCAAGCUCUUUGCCACGCAACUCAGGCUUCGCCUCGCAUUUCCGAUUACCAUCAGUCGCUGCUGCUGGAGGCGCAGAUCUACUUGGAUAUGAUCUGAGUCCCGGCUACCAGCCAAGGGCCCGCACGUACUCGCACUCCUCCGGCCUCAGGGGGGUGUCGCCACGACCCCAUCAUCAUUCGAACUCUUCCAGCAACAUCAACGUCAGGGGAGUGUCUCCUGCGCGACAUCCUCGGUUUAAAUUCUUUGUUGGAGCCAGCUGGGCAGCCAAGCCCGGUAAUACAGACCAUACUUAUCCACCAAAUACUCCCAUAGGUGCAUGGGUGCUGGAUACUCUACGCAGGCACACUUUCUCCUCUCGCCGCGCCAAAGAACCUGGUGAAGACUUCUUCUUUGUACAAUCGGGCACCGCUGUUGGGAUAGCUGACGGAGUCGGAGGUUGGUCCGACCAAGGCGUCGACUCGGCGGUCUUCUCGCAAGCGCUCAUGUACUACGCGUCCAAGGUGUAUAAUGGAGAAAUCGUCACGGAGGCUGUUCUGAAAGGAUCGUCAUCAAGAAGUCGUCCGAAACCUAAAGAUGUCCUCAAAUCAGCGUAUGAUGUCACCAUGACAGACUCGUUUGUCAAGGCUGGUUCCGCCACUACCUGCCUGAUCAAUUUCGAUCCUCAGACCGGGAUGAUGUACGCAACGAAUAUUGGUGAUACAGGGUUUAUUAUUAUACGCUCGGGAUCUAUCAUCUAUCAGUCACGGGCACAGUUUCACGGCUUCAAUUACCCAAAACAACUGCUGAAGAAUGCGACAUCCUCACGCCGUUCUCGCAAUAACUCCAGUGACUCUCCGCGCGACGCCGAAUCAUACGAAGUCCAGCUCCGGGAGAAGGAUAUCAUCAUUGCCUAUACAGACGGGCUGGUAGAUAAUGUCUACCCUGAAGAAAUUCUUGAAAUAUGUUCAGUGGUUCUGCAAGAGCACCGGCACGACCAUGACCGUCCACAAAUAAUGUCAGAUCGAAUAGUGGACUAUGCGAGACAAUGCAUGAGAAGCAAGACACUCCUAACUCCCUUUGAACGACAAGCGAUCAAACAAGGUGUAGCACACAAGGGCGGGAAAAUCGAUGAUGUCACCGUUGUGGUUACUAUGGUAGAACGUUAG